UGGGGAUUCGACUGGAUUGUCGUUUUCAACAUGGCGGCUAUGAGUUCAGCGUUCUUUGCCUAGAAACGAAUGGAAUUCCUCCAAAGGGUAAACUGCCAAACCCCUGAGUUGCAGUUGUAGUCAUGGGAAGAUGUGAAUGCUGGCAGCGUAAUUUCCUCAUCAUUGGUGCUGUCAUCCUCAACUCAUUUGUGUUUAACGGCGCGUUGGGCCUCCAGUUCACUCAGGAGCCAGGCAACCACAUCGCCGUGGCAACUCAGCCCACUUGGUGGCACUGCGCCGCCCACAGCGACCAGCCGGUCACUUACACCUGGUCCCGGGGUGGCCAGCCCCUCAAUGGCCAGCCCAACUACAAUGUGCUGUCCAAUGGGACGCUCCAUAUCCUCAGUGUUGGCCAAUCGGACGUGGGCUCUUACACAUGCCAGGCCCGGACAUCGAGAGGGGAGAUCGUCACCAGUGGAGAGGCCCUGUUGACGUUAGCAACUCUCAGCAACAGUUUCAGCGCCAACCCCCAAUCUCAGAGCCUCAAUCUGGGCGGGUCUGCCUCCCUCCACUGCACCAUUGCCAGCCACCCCCAGGCCGCCAUCUCCUGGCUCUUCAAAGGCGGGGACAUUGCUGCGGGGACAGCAGUCACCGUGACGACGGUUGACUCUGCCACCAGGAGCACGUUGACCAUCGCCAGCCUGGAGCACCGCCACGGGGGGCAGUACCGUUGCUUGGGGACCAACCGCCUCUUGCCAAAUUCAGCGGUGUACAGCGAUACUGCAACACUGACGCUUAUUGGGAGACCGGGGUUUUUGGUCACACCGUCCCCGAAGACGGUGGCCGUGGGUGGCACAGCAAGUUUCCAGUGUGAGACCACGGGGAGCCCGUCUGCAUCCGUGCAGUGGCUGAACCCACAGAGCAACAUCAUUCAGAGCUCUGGCCGUUUCACUGCCACCUCUACAACCCUCCGCAUCACCAACCUCCAGACGGCAGAUGCUGGGUUCUACACCUGCCAGGCCACCAACGAGUGGGGCUCCAACACUGCCUCGGCCCUGUUGACUGUCGCUGAAGCCGUGCAGCCCCUGGUCUUCACGACAACCCCAGCGGAUAAGUCGGUGGCUGUUGGUAGUCGCGUGACGCUGCAGUGCAACGCAGUGGGCAGUCCAGAUCCUGUCAUCACUUGGAGUAAGCAAGGUGGCUUACUCCCUGCCAACAGAAUAGAAGAGCCUGCCCCUGGUUGGCUGAGAAUCACCGGCGUCAUAGCAACAGACUCUGGCAUCUAUGUCUGUACAGCCAGUAAUGGCUUGAGUAGCAUCAGCUCACAAGCACAACUCAUUGUACAAGUCCCGCCGAGUUUCACAGCCUCCCCUGUAGACACCACGGCUAGGGCAGGCGAGUCGGCCUUCUUCCAGUGCCAGGCAGAGGGUAACCCCGCCCCUACCAUCACCUGGACUACGCCCACCACCGGCACCCUGCAGGCUCCCAGCGGGCCCCACGGCGGUGUGGAAGUGACCGGAGAGGGCACGCUGAUGGUCAGCCCCGUGGAGAGGCGGCAUGCAGGGGCAUACGUCUGCACAGCCACCAACUCCAUCUCAGUCAUCAGCCAGAGUGCAACCCUUGUCGUACAGAGUCCACCAUUUUUCACGACUGUACCCACCGAUCAGCGUGUCAUUGAGGGCUCCUCCACCCAGCUCACCUGCCGUGCCGAAGCCAACCCGGCCCCAACCGUCACCUGGCUGUUCCACGGGGUGCCCCUCGUCAAUGACCCCAAGCACAGUGUCUACGGGAACGGGGACCUGACCGUGCGGAAUUUGGAAAAGGCCCAGGAAGGGACGUACAUGUGCCGGGCCGAGAACACGCUGGGAGUGCAGGAAGCGUCUGCCUUCGUAGUGGUGCUAAUUCCGCCAGACUUUGCCAUUUAUCCCACCGACUUGACAGUGCAACUUGGGGACUCUGUCCUGUUGGACUGCAUAGGGACUGGUGACCCAACACCUGUACUUCAGUGGUUGAAAGACGACCAGCCAUUGGUGUUAGAGUGGAACGUCGCGGUGCUGGCCAACUUAAGCCUGUCGCUGAGCAACAUCACCAAGGCCAACCUGGGCACCUACACCUGCCUGGCAACCAGCGAGGCGGGGACCAAUCGGAUCUCGGCUCAGGUCUGGACGCCUGACAUCCCGUUUUUCACGGUCCCACCCACCAACACGACCACCAACGAAUCCAUGUCCGCGACGAUCUCCUGCCAGGCCUCAGCCCGCAAGGUGCCGACCAUCCGCUGGUACCUUGCUGACGAUGUAGGUAACCGAGGGGCAGAGGUAGGAUUAGGAACCAACCUGCCGGGAUCGCGAGGGGCUGGGAGUUUCGUCGCAGCCGAUGGCAGUUUGAUGUUCUCAGACGUGUCCAGAUCAGACGAGGGACUGUACAUGUGCGAAGCAGACAACGGAAUCGGCAGUGUUGCUGAGACAGCCUUGCUCCUUGUCAACGUUCCCCCAGAGAUUGUGAGUAUCACCAGUCCAGUCACCGGCACGGAGACCGACAACCAUCUUCUUUUGCAGUGCAUUGCCGACGGUCGGCCCCACCCACAUCUCACCUGGUUCCUCCCCUCUGGCGGCCCUGUUCCCAACGACCCAUCCCGUUACAAUGUUCAGUCCUCCAGCGGGUACCUGGUCAUCUACUCCCCCUCUGUUAAGGAACACGACGGUGAUUUCUUGUGCCGGGCAGAGAAUUUCCUAGGGAACGACAGCACGGUCAUCACCGUCAUCGUGCAAGGAACUCCCGUCCUAACACGGCUUCUGGCGAAGAGAGCUGAAAGGUCGGUGACGUUGCAGUGCCUGACAAGAGGCUCGCCGACACCCACUCAUUCAUGGUCAAGGAACGGGCUGGACAUCAGUGCUGGUCUGGCCGGUCAUUUCAUCAGCAGUGACGGCAGCUUGGUCAUCCAGAAUCUAGAUCUGGCCCAGUCAGGGAUGUACGAAUGCAUCGUGGGUAAUACAUUUGGAGAGGUGUCUGCAACAUUUAAAGUUCCAGAAAAGCCUGGUACCCCGCAGGUCACGGCCACCACAUCUACUUCCAUAGAUCUGGCCUGGUCCUCCCCGGCCCCUAGCAGCAAUCUCACCGUCACCGGUUACCAGCUCCAGUACAUACGUUUUGGGGAGGCCAGCUAUCAGGACGUUGCCCUGGAGAUAGUAGGUUCCUUUGCCUCGGUGACAGAGUUGGCACCAUACACAGGGUACGCCUUCCGUGUGCGUGCCGUGAACGAGCUGGGCCCAGGAGCAUUCAGUUUGGUAACACCGUUUACGCUGACAGCCGAAGCAGCUCCCAGUGAACCGCAGAACCUGCUGGUGACCUCUUCAGGUGACCUUCUCAUUGUGACGUGGUCAGAGCCGGAGGUGCUCAACGGCAACCCCGAAAACAUUGUGUAUCAGAUCGCCUACCGACUACGAGAUGGGGAACCAGACCGUGAGACGGUUCUUACACAUGAACACAGUAACCUCCCAUACAGUGUCAUUUUGGUGAACGUAAUUCGUAAUACCGAGUAUCGUGUACGCAUCCGGGCGGGCAACACGCUACUUGGAGAGUGGAGUGACUAUGUGAUAGCUAACGCACAGACAUUGGUUGAAGCACCUGUGAAGUCAGUCACCGGUUUGAAAGCUGUAGCCCUGGGAUCCUCUGCCGUCCGACUUGAGUGGGAGUCCGUUGACGAUGCAUCGUUCAGCCACUACAGCAUUGCUUUCCGUCAGUUGGACAGCAACAUGUCAUACGAGACCGUCCAGGUCACCGAUAUCACCGCCAACAACUUCACCAUCAUGGGACUGAGAGAGAACACAGACUACGCGGUCAAGAUGUCCUACAGCAACGCCGGGGGCCAGGGACCCUACUCAGCGGAGGUCCAGGUGAAGACAGAGCUUGAGCCUCUGAGUCCCGGCGGGUACAGUCGAGGUGGCCUGUCCAGCGGCGUGGUAGCGGCCAUCGUUUGUGGUGCGGUGGCCAUCGUCUUGUUCAUUCUCAUCCUGGUGGCCAUCGUCUGGCAGCGCAAGCGUGACCCUGCAGGCUGGAUUGGCAGGAAACGCCUCAACCCAGAUGCAUUGUGGAUCCACAAGAGAUACUCAUACGGGGACGAUCAUUCUCUCGAUUCCUACCCGGACGACAGCAGCGGCAACUCGGGCCAGAAGGGCACCUACGAUGUGGCCAUCGUGAACGAGAACUACCUGGCAGAUGACACGAUGGCAUCCACGGACUCCGCCUACGACCUGGGAGGCGGGAAGAGCCAGCCUGCCGCGGAGGAAGGACAGAAGAAAAAGAAGAGGAGGAAGAGGCCCAGAGGCUGGUCCGACGUCAUCUAUAAGAGUCCAAGGAAUCCAGGCGUGGUGUUGGUCAAGAAAGCAGUGAUCGGGGAUUCCGACUUCAGCCCACCGCCAGUAGCACUGGCCAACCGAACUCUGGAUGAAGAAACACCAGGAGAUAAAUCUGAUGCUGUGGCAAAAGAUGAAGCUGCGACAAGCCCCCAAAAUGGCAGGGAAGAUGACCAGAAAGAUGACAAAGAUUCCCUGGAUCUGACCCAGCAAGGUGGCAAGAUUCCGACCAUUUCGGCCGAAUUUCCCAUCUCCACGGACUUCCCGGUGCCCAGCAAAGAAGAUGAGGACAAGGUGUUUCAUGCUCAUGACGCCGAGUUUCUGUCCUCAACGGAUGACGACUUCCCCAUGCAUGACCCCGAGUUCCUGGCUGCCCAUGCCUCGGCUGCAGCCGCUGCCCACUUUCCAGUCUUCCCCAACGCCGACGACAGCAGCCCCGCCAAUCUGGCGGCCGAGCUGAACGUGGACAGCCGGCAGAUGCGCAAGAUGGCGCGCAAGACGGCACGUGAGCAGAAACGCCGGGAGAAGAAGGAGCAGAAAGAGCGGGAGAAGGAGGCGGGGUCAGGCCGCAGCCGGAGGCGGAAGCUCUCAGACCGCAUCGCCGGGAAGAUCAACCUGCGCAAGCGUGGCUCACUCAGCUUCGGUCAGGAGAGGGGCGGAGACGAUGGGAACGGGGGAGGGGUGCUGGAGAGAGACUAUCCCAUGAUGAUAGAGAGGCAAAAGGAAAAUGCAGUCAUGUUUUGAGCAAUGGACUGUGUUCCCAAAUGUACUCUCCCUACACUUCAUGGUUUCUAUGCAUUACACUUGAUGCUCAUUUGUGUCGUCUUUUAUUGAUUAUUCCAUCAAACAAAAGAGUAAACCUAUUCACUUCAUAAACUUCAACCUCACGGCACAGCUUCUUCAUGUUACUUUUUUUAGUGCAGAAACGGGUUACUCACUGGCUCAAUCGCCAAUUGUCCAACCCUCACACAAGUUUAUUUAGUCAAUUUAAAUAAAAAAUAUCUCCUUGCUUCAGAUGUUAACCAUGCCAAAAUGGAUCACAAAUUUUAACAAGCUGAACGUGUUUAUAUUGGAUGUUAGCGUGUGUCUUCUAUGAAGAAGCUGAAAUCAUCUUGUCCAAGUGGAUUGGAAAGUUGGAGAAAGGUAAAAGUAGGGCUACGGCAUGCUGUGAGCAAAAACGGACAUGAAUGUACCCCCGGCCCAUCAAAUGUUAAGGUGCAUUGUCCUUCGAAAGAAUUUCCUUGAAAAGAGCAGAUUAUCUGAAGUCCUUUACAGUUGACCAAUUCAUGGAAUGCAUGUACAUGUUGUGUUAACUGUCGCUUUGGAAUCGGCCGCUGUGUGUGUUGCUGUUUGGCGUGCGCUGCUGCCAAAGUUUGCGUCAGUAGAGAGGCUGACAAAUUUUAAGCAACUUUUCUGUGUGUUUGCAAAUCAGUGUAAACUUAAUUUGAGUUGUGAAAGAAUCUUUGCUCCACUGUGAAGACAAUGCUGUUUGUUUGCAUGUUGUAUAUGGGUACUUCCAGAAAUCAGGGGUCCAUUUUUUUUUCGUGUGACCCUGUCACAUCUGACAUUUGAUUUUGUAAUUUUCCUAUUUCCAAGAGUGUUGGAUUAGUGCAGAGUGCCUGCCAAAUAAAUAGUAAUAGUUUGAAAUCAAUUCCAGUGAUAUUUCCAUGUCAAAUAACAAAGGUCAGAUGUAACAGGGACACAAAAAUGUCACACUGUUGGACCCCUCAUUUCUGGAAUUACCCAUGUAGAGUGUAUCAGUUUCCCCCUUUCUCCAGUUUGAAGGCAUUUUUACCUUCCAGCUUCAGUAUUCAAGCAUGUGUGUGCAUCUGACAUUGGCAUGUCACAGGACAGGACAAGCUCCUUUGGAUAAUCUCUUUAGCAAUGUGGAGUCUCUUAAAGGAUGUCCAAACCAGAUGUCUUGUGGCUGUGACUUUGGUGGUUGCCAUUGGCACACCAUGGAAAACAGCCGUAGCCAUGACUGAAAAGCUCUCAUCAGCUAUGGACUAAAUAAUGACUGACCUCAUCUCUCCUGUGUCGUUUUGACCGUCAGGACAACACUGUUAUUAUGAGAACGUUUGUUGCGAGCAUCAAUAUUUCCAACAACACAGUCAGUUUUGUCUCGGGGGAUUCAGUGCAGCGUGACCGAAAGAUGAUUCUGUCAUAGCAUAAGGGCCGGUUCAAACCGGGCGAAAACAAACACGAAUGCGAAUCUUUGGCAUCUGAUGAAAUAUUUGCGUUGCGGAUUCAUAAAAGUUAACACAUUUCAACUUGAGCAAAACGUCACUGCAAAGUUUUGGUGACGUUGAAUUUGUUUCACUUUCGCAUUUGCCUGAAGUACAUGUAUGAGCCAGCCUCAAUGCUACUCUAAGUGUUCAAAUUUUGCAGAUAUAUUUGAGGUGAUACAGUGGAGGUUUUAAGCGUCCAAACCUUCAACAUCAGUAUUUUGUUCAUGCACUCUAGGGGGUAAGGGGGAAAGCCCGAGGAGGGUCACAAAAUAUUUUUGCAGUGAACAAAGUUUGAAAGGAUGAAAGGGCAGUUACAAAUUACAAGAGGGAAAAGUUGUGUGUCAAGUCUUUGUGUUUUCUAAUCUUAUAGUUGCACUACACCAAAUACGCGCCCAUAGGAAACAGUGCAAAAACAUUGGACCGAAACAGCGCCGCCUGUUAACUCUCGGGAAGACGUUGAGCUCCGUCAAGAUUCAAGAUUAUGGCCAGAAGGUCACCUUUCGUUUCAAUUUUAUGGGGGUUAGCCAUGAAAUGUUUUUUAAUUUGCCUUUCCCCGAAAGAUACCCCCACAACAGCAGUAAAACUAUGCGCUCAGCUCUAAAUGUAGCCGCCCGCCUCUAUGAAAAUAGGCCCACAAUUUGGGGCUUUUUGAGAAAGAAAUACCCCAACUGGAAACUAUCUAUCCCGAACAGGAAACUAUCCACCCUGAACUGGAAACUAUCUACCCUGAACUGGAAACAGUUGUCACAGGCUUUAAUCAUCAGUAGAAAACGAAGACUUGGGACACUACUUUUUCCCUCCUGUUAUUUGUAAAAAAAGUGCCCUCGUGGGUUCAACUACAUUUUUUUACAUACAUGUAUAGAUAAAUCAUUCCUAUCACUACUUAAAUUCAAUGUUUAUUGUUAUUUAUUGUGUGUGACUUUCAACAAUAUUAUUCCUAUAUCCAUUGUGUAUCACUUUUUAGCAAACAAAAUGUGUAUUCUUAUCAUGUACAUGUGAAUUGAGUGCCUUUCCUUUGAAGUAGUUACAAGUUUUGUUUCCUUAAUUAAAAAAUGCAAAGGACUUUCAGCUUGCCCGUGUAUUUUUGUAUUUAGCAUGGUAUUUGCAUAUUGUACUAUUAUUUGUGGCGCAAAAUAAGAGAAAAAAACAUUAAUCCUACAGUACACAACAGAAUGAAAUAUAUUGGGUCUUGCGGUCCAAAGACAGAAUAAACUUUCCUUUGUGCUGGUGUAUUGUGCACCAUUUA
This is a messenger RNA of Acanthaster planci (crown-of-thorns starfish), 7805 nucleotides long. RefSeq names its product hemicentin-2-like. Gene Ontology annotation, biological process: dendrite self-avoidance; homophilic cell-cell adhesion; axon guidance. Gene Ontology annotation, cellular component: axon; plasma membrane. The record is from RefSeq and is a predicted model, not a curated record. NCBI's taxonomy places the organism in Eukaryota, Metazoa, Echinodermata, Asteroidea, Valvatida, Acanthasteridae. Gene Ontology annotation, molecular function: cell-cell adhesion mediator activity.